AUGUGGCUGCCGUUGGCAUUCCUGCUUGGAACUGUACUUCUGAUCAGUGGAAAUGAAACCAAAAAACGUAAGUUCAAACCUAGAAAGCCGUUAAAAACACGAAUCCUGUAUUCAGCAUUGUGCGAAGUGAUCCAUGUCGAUGCGGAGAACAACAGCGACAUGCUCCUUCCACUUGCCAUCAUCACCGAUAUGGACAGCAAGUCGAAAAACACUCACAACUGGUACAGCACUGUCAAAUACGGAGCUCUUGCCUUCUCCCAGGUAGUUCGGUUUUCCUAUGUCUUUUUUAAAUAUUCAAACCUUCAGAACCGUACAUCGUCGUUCAUCCAUUGGCUGGGAAGUGUGAACAUCACCUCCAACUUGAAUUUUAACCAAAAGUCCAUGGAGAUGAGUGAUCUCAAAAUCUACCGGAACCGCCUUCUGUCUGUGGAUGACAAAAUCGGGGUAGUUUACUGGCUUAGGAAUGGAACUGCCAUUCCGUGGGUGAUCGCAUCGACCGGUGACGGAUCUUCAAGCACUCGUAAGUGGAAACGGAAAGGCUCGGAUGAUCAGUGGUCUGAUUACAGCAUUCAAAGGAGAAUGGAUGACGAUUCGCAGCAACGAACUCUACCUCGGAAGCAGUGGGCACGAAGUGGUGACCGCAAACGGAGAGUACAUCAACGACGACGAAAUGUUCAUAAGAGUAAGAUUAGAAUAUCAUCCGUCAGAGCGAAUGACAUUUUCAGGUAAUUUCUCCGAACGGUGCAAUGCGGGCCGAAGAUUGGACCGCGCGAUUUGUCAAGCUGAGACGAGCAGUUGGCAUCCAUUUCCCGGGCUACAUGAUCCACGAGGCGGUGCAUUGGUCAGACGUUCACAAAAAAUGGUUUUUCCUUCCGCGUUACGCAUCCAAACAGCCAUUCAAUGCUGCAAGUGCUUAUGAAACAGGUGAGCCCCGUUCCUAAACCACACACAAAUGUACUUGCAGGUGCGAAUAUGCUGCUCAGCACGUCGGAUUGCUUCUGCGACACAAAAGUUGUGUACAUUGGGAAACAAGAACCACAUCGAGGAUUUAGCGCAUUCCAAUUUAUUCCAGGUUGACAACACUACUUUUUUCACAAUGUCAUCAUCGGUUUUCAGGCACCAAAGAUGAAAUUAUUGUCGCUCUGAAAACAUCGGAAGUCCCUUCUGACCCAGCAAAACCAUUUGAGAACAAGAUUUUUGCCACUUGGAUCACCAUUUUCCGAAUUGACGGCACUGUCAUUCUCGAUGAUUUUGCGCUUGACGAAGGAAUCAAAUAUGAAGGAAUAGAGUUUGCCAACGUUUUCCAAUGCUUGUAA
This is a messenger RNA of Caenorhabditis sp. 36 PRJEB53466, 1316 nucleotides long. The record is from the annotation of a GenBank genome assembly. Lineage: Eukaryota; Metazoa; Nematoda; Chromadorea; Rhabditida; Rhabditidae.